Molecule: messenger RNA, 444 nt
Organism: Paramecium tetraurelia
Lineage: Eukaryota; Ciliophora; Oligohymenophorea; Peniculida; Parameciidae
Exons: 4
Biological process (GO): protein transport; clathrin-dependent endocytosis
Cellular component (GO): AP-2 adaptor complex; intracellular membrane-bounded organelle
Molecular function (GO): clathrin-cargo adaptor activity
Source: RefSeq, a predicted model, not a curated record
AUGGUACGAAUAUAUAUAAUUAGAUUUAUCCUGUUGUAGAAUAGAUAGGGGAAGACGAGACUUUCGAAAUGGUAUGUGUAUUAUGAUGAUGCUGAGAAAGUAAAAUUGCAAAAUGAAGUUCAUCGAUUAAUAGUUUGUAGAGACACUAAGCACACUAACUUUUUGGAAUUUAGGAAUUAUAAAAUCAUCUACAAAAGAUAUGCAGGGUUGUUUUUUGCCUUGUGUGUUGAUGUGAGUGACAAUGAAUUAACAAUGCUAGAAUUGAUACAUUUGUAUGUCGAAGUAUUAGACAAAUACUUUGGAAAUGUUUGUGAAUUGGACAUAGUCUUCAAUUUCAAUAAAGCAUAUUCUAUUUUGGAUGAAAUGAUUGUCGGCGGUGAGAUUGUUGAAACUUCAAAGCAAGUCAUAAUUAAUGCAGUCAAGAAUAUUGAAUUAUUAGAUUGA